GCAGUGAUUAUAGAGGCAGUCUUUCGUCCUUCGUAAACGAUGAACGAAGCUAACUAGAUUAGCAUGGAGCCUUCAUAGCCAUUAAUUUCUUCCUAGAUUUUCUGCUGUAGAAAGGUGCGUGCGUGUGUAUAUUGUCCGUUCGCGGCAGUCAUGCAGUGAGCCCUGUGUCAUGGGUAAUGAUUGGAUAUAACUUCGGGGGGAAAUGGCACUUGUGCAGUUGUCCCAUUUUUGGCAAUUGCUCCUGCGAAUGGCCCUGCAACUCACUUCUCGUCGAGCACACUCUGCCACGGCUCCGGUGUUCGUUUCCUUGUUCUACCAUUGGGUCACAGUGGUUGUAUGCUUGGGUCCAAGCUCACAGUCAUUUGAGCAGGCGAAUGGAGAACCCGAAACAAUAUGGAGAGGUGGGGGAACAUUUGGCGGCGCGGACCCCAUCCUGUGGAUGACGACCACAGAUCAGCCAUUUGGAGAGUACUUGCCAGCGGACCACCCGCACCGACUGGCCACAGAAGACACCUCAAAAUCCUCUGUCGUGGAUAUGUUGGAUACGCCAGUGACUUACGAGCCGGAUCGGGUAGUGCGUUACCACCAGAAGGUCCACCUACCACCUCGUCGGGGCUGUCCCAAGGGUUCGUACGAUGCAAUUGUUGCCGCUUGCGUCUGGCUAGACAGACAGGACAAGGUUCUACCGCAUUACGUUUGCCCCCCUGGAUCCAUUCUCAAUGGUGACUUUUGUUACGGGAGGAUCGUGGCUGACUACGAGUUGGACUGUCCUAGAAAUUUCUUGCCCAACGAGGACGAAGUCUGCGUGAAGGCCGUGGUCUACACGCCACCGCGCAUAAUUUGUCCUGAGGGUUUUGCCGUUGUCAGAGCGUCUCCAGAUAACCGCAUCAGGUUGUGCAAACGUGUGAAGUACGUGGCCCCCAUCAAGAGAUCUACGGAAACUAUCGAGAAACUCCCAAUUCUCGACUGCACUGAUUCAGAGAAGAAGUGUCCACUACCGGCAAAGCCAACGGCAGAUCGCGAAUGGGUACUAGAAUGCCCAGGCGGCGGCAAGCUUGUUAGAUCUAAAAAGGACAGGAGAAGAAAGGCUUGCAAGAUAGACAUUCUCGUUCCUCCACUGCCAUCAAAGAACUGCGCUAAGGGUUUCAGGCCUGUAGAGCUCGUCACGUUCGGCAUCGGAUGCGUCAAAAUCAACGUACAGGACGUCGCACUUGUAUGCCCGGGGCCAAAACCGAAACUUGGCCCUGGUUUCGGCGACUGGAACGUUCCACGGUACAAAUAUGACCCGGUGGAUAAGUGCGUGGCAUAUCGAGCCAAAGCAACAGAGGGACAGUGCCCCUUCGGCUACGAGUUUCAACAGGAUACUUGCUACAGGAAAUACUUUCUUCCAUACUACAUGGAUUGUAGUCACCUUGAAGGCUACGCGUUCUUCUGGGAUCCAGAACACGAGACUGGCGUGUGCGAGUAUCAGUUCGACUCUUUCAAAUGGAGCCCUGGUGUAAGCUAUAUCACUCAGAGAGAGAGAUGGGACGGAGGGAGGAUAUAUUUGUUAUCCAAUCCUUAUGACGUUAAGAGGGCGUAUGAAAAUUCGGCCGACAUUGCUGCAGCCUUCCGUCCUCCUCCUCCCACCGCCCCGACUCUGGAAAAGAUUCCGGAAAUAAAAACCCCAUAAUUUGCGGCGGCAUAGAGCUUAUUGCCACGCAAGACAGUUGCAGACCAUCGCUCCCUGUUCCCUGGUCUCAAUGGACCACACGUAACUUCCCAAUGAUUUAUGUUCCUGCCGUCUCCGUUGAAAUUCAAGACCUUCGCUCCACUCACCAGAAACCCGUGUCCUUUUUGGGUUUGUCAGACUUGUGCGUUUUGUGCAGUUUGUCUCCAUGUUAAUGUAGUUCACCGGCACGAUCACCCGUGUAGUAAAUCAACCUCAGACGGGGCAGUGGCGGCCUGUCGCCACGCACACUCUUUAUUUCUCUGAUCCGUUCCCCAAUUUAAUCGCUAAAUGCCACGAACGCACACCAUCACUGCGACCCUUCCACAAAAAGUCAAAAGCAAACGAAGUGUCCCAGCGCGGCAUGAAUACAGAUCACGUCAUUGUACGCAGCGCAACGGAAAUUUGAGUUGUUGCUUUCCACGUUCAUCUGCGACCAAAUGUAUGUGUCGCGUAUAGCGACGUGAUUCAUAUUCCUGACUUCAGCUGCUUCACUCGCUUUUUUGUCAGUGCCUGCUUUUGUAGCCGUUCGUUGUACCUUGCCAUGAACUCACAGUUACCCACUCCCAUCAAGGCCCUGCAACGCAAAAACAACUCUAUUUGCCGGCAAAUCCUGCGCUCCAAGCUCAUGCAGAUCCCCA
This is a messenger RNA of Toxoplasma gondii ME49, 2349 nucleotides long. RefSeq lists its product as hypothetical. The record is from RefSeq and is a predicted model, not a curated record. NCBI's taxonomy places the organism in Eukaryota, Apicomplexa, Conoidasida, Eucoccidiorida, Sarcocystidae. Bases 203 to 1672 code for a protein of 489 amino acids. The transcript is spliced from 2 exons.